This is a messenger RNA of Cryptomeria japonica (Japanese cedar), 2429 nucleotides long. Its product is annotated as phospho-2-dehydro-3-deoxyheptonate aldolase 2, chloroplastic. Gene Ontology annotation, molecular function: 3-deoxy-7-phosphoheptulonate synthase activity. Gene Ontology annotation, biological process: aromatic amino acid biosynthetic process. Lineage: Eukaryota; Viridiplantae; Streptophyta; Pinopsida; Cupressales; Cupressaceae. The record is from RefSeq and is a predicted model, not a curated record. Bases 623 to 2221 code for a protein of 532 amino acids. The transcript has 5 exons.
CGCCAUGAGCAAAUGAUUAGCAGCAAUGGACCACCCGCCCACCCUAAACUAAUCAUUCAAGCUUUAGUCUUCGGAAUUGAUAAUAUCACCUUUGUUUUGAACCAGGUAUAUACCUCUCUUUUCUGACGAGCCAUUGAAAAAAAAUUUGAAAAAAGAUAUAAUAUCAAACAAAAAAGUCCUUUGAAGCCAUUUUCAGUGUCUCCCCGUGUUCAGUGCUCAUGUGCAGUCGAUGUCGGUUAUAAGUUUGUAACAAGUGGAAAUCUACUAAAUCUGAGUGAUUUCUUCUUAUCAGGCAGGCAUGCCUAUUUGCCAAUUUGUCUUCGCGGGACAAGAAGUCGGUCCCAUCUAUUAUUGCAGGAGCAUGAGACGAAUGGUUGAAAGAGAUUUUUCUGGCCCAAAGAGCAAACUCUAUUGAAUAUUACAGCCAAAUAACAUGCUAUAUUGGCAUGUGAGGUCACACUGGAGCCAACAGCACAAGGUCUCCUUUUGGGUGUUCUUAAAUUUUCCAGCAACCCAUUUGGGCAUUUUCUAUUAAUAAUCGAGAGCCUAUUCGUCUGGACCUCAAUCAACCCAAUUCACUUCUCAGCCUGUUUUGGGACAUUUUGAGGGAGUGCACAUUGCAAUGUCGCUUGCCGCUUCUCCAAUGGCUGUGGCAAGCUCUGCAUUGCCCUUACAGAAGGCCUUCCCAAGGAGAAUUGAAGGAAAUGAUUUGUGCAGGAACCCUUUCGGUGAGGCAAUGCUCUGGAAGAAGAAGAGGGUCCUCAAAGCGCAAGCAUUGCAGUCGCCUGACCUUAAAAUGUCCCCAUCCUCACCGGGGAAUCUGAAUGGCGGGUGGUCACCUGACAGUUGGAAGUCCAAGAAAGCACUUCAGAUGCCUCAAUACCCAGAUCCUCAAGAAUUGGACUCUGUCGUAGAGAUGUUGAAGACCUUUCCUCCUCUAGUUUUUGCAGGGGAGGCAAGGAAGCUGGAAGAGAGGCUCGGAGAGGCUGCUUUAGGUAGAGCUUUUCUAUUGCAAGGAGGGGAUUGUGCAGAGAGCUUCAAGGAAUUCAAUGCAAACAAUAUAAGAGAUACCUUGAGGGUUCUUCUGCAGAUGGGUGUUGUGCUCAUGUUUGGAGGCCAAAUGCCUGUAAUCAAAGUAGGGCGUAUGGCAGGGCAGUUUGCAAAACCAAGGUCAGAGAAUUUUGAAGUUGUGAAUGGUAUGGAAUUACCAAGCUACCGUGGUGACAACGUUAACAGUGAUGCUGUUGAUUUGAAAGCCCGACAGCCUGAUCCACAAAGGAUGGUUCGUGGCUAUUCUCAAUCUGCUGCAACCCUGAACCUUAUUCGGGCAUUUGCAACUGGUGGAUAUGCAGCAAUGCAGCGUGUGAUUCAGUGGAAUUUGGAUUUCACCUCUAACAGUGAUCAGGGAGAAAAGUAUUUGGAGCUUGCACACCGGGUAGAUGAAGCACUUGGGUUUAUGUCUGCUUGUGGACUUACAGUGGAUCAUCGAAUAAUGAAAAGCACAGAUUUCUGGACUUCUCAUGAGUGCUUGCUACUCCCAUUUGAGCAAGCAAUGACCAGAGAGGAUUCUACCAGUGGACUCUGGUAUGAUUGCUCUGCCCAUAUGUUGUGGAUUGGAGAGCGCACCCGGCAGCUUGACGGUGGGCAUAUGGAAUUUUUGAGGGGUGUCGCCAAUCCUCUGGGUCUCAAGGCUAGUGAUAAAAUGGACCCAGCAGAAUUGGUGAAAGCCUGUGAGAUCUUGAACCCUACAAACAAACCAGGGAGGUUAACAGUAAUUGUUCGGAUGGGUGCCGAAAAACUGAGAGAGAAGCUGCCCCAUCUCAUUAGAGCUGUGCGCCAGUCAGGCAUGAUUGUGACCUGGGUCAGUGACCCCAUGCACGGGAACACAAUUAAAGCACCAUCUGGACUGAAGACUCGACCAUUUGAUGCUAUUCGGGAUGAGCUCAAGGCCUUCUUUGAUGUUCAUGAAGAGGAAGGUAGCCAUGCUGGGGGCAUCCACUUGGAAAUGACAGGACAAAAUGUGACAGAAUGCAUUGGUGGAUCCAGAGUGGUAACUAUGGAUGAUCUCAUAUCAAGGUACCAUACUCACUGUGAUCCAAGACUGAAUGCCUCACAGUCACUAGAGCUUGCUUUCAUCAUAGCUGAAAGGCUUAGAAGAAGAAGAAUGAUAAAAUCUGACCUCCAAACUUCAAGCUUACCAAGAGGUUUAGCUGCUGUGUAGGCUUUAGUACCAAUAUUAAAAUCAAUAUUGUGUGCUGUUUUCCAAGUUGGUUUUUACUUGGAGAAGAAGACUUUGCCCAUUGCUUUCUAAUAACUAGAGAAGGUGAUUAACUUGGGUUACCCCAAUCUAAGAGUCAAACUCUGUUGUAAGACUUUUUCCUCUUGAUUCUGUGAACAUAAUUUGAUAAUCAUGUGUGUAGUAGGUUCUA